Messenger RNA from Protopterus annectens (West African lungfish), 3032 nucleotides. RefSeq names its product phosphofructokinase, platelet (gene PFKP). Gene Ontology annotation, molecular function: AMP binding; ATP binding; 6-phosphofructokinase activity. Bases 250 to 2616 code for a protein of 788 amino acids. Gene Ontology annotation, cellular component: membrane; 6-phosphofructokinase complex; cytoplasm. The record is from RefSeq and is a predicted model, not a curated record. The transcript has 24 exons. Lineage: Eukaryota; Metazoa; Chordata; Ceratodontiformes; Protopteridae. Gene Ontology annotation, biological process: fructose 1,6-bisphosphate metabolic process; fructose 6-phosphate metabolic process; canonical glycolysis.
CAUUCUUUUACUGCUUGGAUAGUACCGGCUUUGAUCUGCUUCAUGCAUUUUGUUGGUUUUCACUUCCCGUCGCUCAAAAGCAACAGGCGUUGAAAAUUGUUCUCUCAGACGGGGAGUGCAGGACUGCGUGUUGAAGUUAGAGGGGGGAUAGAAGGUGGCUGUUGUAAAAUAAUAAGAAAAAAAUUAUUUUGUUUACGGACCUAGAAUUAUAUUUUUGAGUAUAUUUUUUGUGUAAAGAGGCUUAGUUGUAUGAUGGCACAGGCGGAUAAAAAAUACAUCGAUAAUCUCAGCGGAACUGGGAAGGCCAUAGGGGUGCUUACCAGCGGAGGAGAUGCUCAAGGUAUGAAUUCUGCUGUUCGAGCUGUCGUGCGUAUGGGAUUAUAUGUAGGUGCUAAAGUUUAUUUUGUUCACGAGGGUUACCAGGGCAUGGUUGAUGGACAGGACAAUAUUGUUGAAGUGAACUGGGAAAGUGUAUCCAGUAUUUUGCAAGUGGGUGGCACAGUUAUUGGUAGUGCUCGCUGCAAGGAAUUUCGGACUCGUGAGGGUCGUCUCAAAGCUGCAUAUAACUUGGUUAAAUGUGGAAUUACUAAUUUGUGUGUGAUUGGUGGGGAUGGCAGUUUAACUGGUGCCAACUUGUUUCGUGAGGAAUGGAGUGGGCUUCUUGAUGAACUUGUUCAAAAUGGCAGUAUCGAUGAAGAGACUGCUCAUAAGUAUUCACAUCUCAACAUUGUGGGCAUGGUUGGAUCUAUCGACAAUGACUUCUGUGGAACAGACAUGACCAUUGGCACAGACUCUGCCUUGCACAGGAUUAUUGAAGUUGUAGAUGCCAUUAUGACAACUGCUCAAAGCCACCAGAGAACAUUUGUACUGGAGGUUAUGGGACGACACUGUGGAUAUCUGGCUCUUGUAAGUGCCUUAGCUUGUGGAGCAGAUUGGGUCUUCAUUCCUGAAUCCCCACCAGAAGAAGGCUGGGAAGAUGUCAUGUGCACAAAACUUUCAGAGAACCGUGCUUGUAGAAAGAGACUGAACAUUAUAAUUGUUGCAGAAGGAGCAAUUGAUUCCUUUAACCAGAACAUAACAUCUGAAAGAAUAAAAGAUCUUGUGGUUUCCAGGCUGGGGUUUGAUACUCGAGUGACCAUCCUGGGUCAUGUGCAACGAGGAGGCACUCCAUCAGCUUUUGACAGAAUCUUGGCUAGCAGGAUGGGAGUCGAGGCUGUUCUUGCCCUUUUAGAGGCCACAGCAGAUACUCCAGCCUGUGUUGUGUCUCUAUGUGGUAACCAGGCUGUGCGCCUGCCACUAAUGGAGUGUGUGCAGAUGACCCAAGAAGUACAGAAAGUUAUGGAUGAGAGGAAGUUUGAAGAAGCUGUGAAGCUUCGAGGGAGAAGCUUUGAAAACAACCUAAACACUUAUAAGCUGUUGGCAAACCGAAAACCUCAGUCUGAGCUUCCUCAGGAUGAUUCUUCAUGUAGCAGUAAUUUCAAUGUUGCAGUCCUGAAUGUAGGUGCUCCUGCAGCUGGGAUGAAUGCUGCUGUCCGUUCUGCUGUGCGAGUGGGCAUUUCUGAAGGACAUAAAAUGUAUGCAGUUUCUGAUGGAUUUGAAGGAUUUGCCAGAGGACAGAUUAAAGAAAUUUCAUGGGGAGACGUUGGUGGUUGGACUGGCCAAGGAGGAUCUCUUUUGGGAACAAAACGAACUCUGCCUGCAAAGAAUCUAGAAAAGAUUGCUGAUCAGAUGCGUGCUUAUAAUAUCAAUGCUCUGCUGGUCAUUGGUGGAUUUGAGGCUUUUGAAUCACUACUUCAGUUAAAUGAGGCACGUGCCUACUAUGAGGAGUUUUGCAUCCCUAUGUGUAUUCUGCCUUCUACCAUAAGUAACAAUGUGCCAGGUACUGAUUUCAGCAUUGGUACUGACACGGCCCUCAAUGCAAUUGUGGAGACUUGUGAUCGCAUCAAGCAGUCUGCCAGUGGAACCAAGCGCCGCGUGUUCAUCAUUGAGACAAUGGGAGGAUACUGUGGUUAUCUAGCCAGUAUGGGUGGUCUUGCAGCAGGUGCUGAUGUUGCCUAUAUCUUCGAGGAACCAUUCGAUAUCCGAGAACUACAGGCAAAUGUGGAGCACUUGACAGAAAAGAUGAAAACCAGCAUUCAGCGAGGUCUUGUCCUAAGGAAUGAAAACUGCAAUGAGAACUACACCACUGAUUUCAUUUAUCAGCUGUAUUCAGAGGAGGGAAAAGGAGUAUUUGAUUGUAGAAAAAAUGUUCUUGGACAUAUGCAGCAGGGUGGCUCACCGUCCCCAUUUGACAGAAACUUUGGAACCAAAGUUGCUGCAAAAGCCAUCCAGUGGAUCACCAAGAAACUCAAGGAAACCUACAGACAAGAGGAAGGAAGAGUAUUUGCCAACACCGUAGAUACAGCCUGUUUGCUGGGGAUGCGCAGACGUGCCCUUGUCUUCCAGCCAGUGUCACAACUUAAAGACGAGACUGACUUUGUGCACAGAAUUCCAAAGGAACAGUGGUGGUUAAAACUACGACCAUUGAUGAAAGUUUUGGCCAAAUAUAAAACCAGUUAUGAUAUAUCUGAUGCUGGCCAGAUGGAACAUGUCGUCAGACGAUCAAGAGAAGCAUAAUGUGGCAGCUGAUCGACUGUAUAUAUCUGCAGUAGCGUUACUGUGCGUGCGUGAAGAGAGUUGAAGAUUUAUAAUUAUUGCUUCAUUCUGUAACAUUUAAGUUAUUGUACCUGCACUUUAAAGAAAAAAAUUAUGUCCGCUUCAUGUGUCUGGUCAAAUAGAUUAUUUACUCAACAAAUUCCUAACAUUUAAGAACAUUGAAAAUGUUGUCUUGUUUCCAAAUAUUUUAUCUGCAGUACCAAAACUUAAACAGAAUUACAAGUACACUUGUUACUUCCAUUUUAAGUUUCUCACAUAUUGCACAUUGUACUGAAGAUGUAGUUUAUGUUCCACUAUUAGACAUUAGUCUUACUGUGUGAGGCUGAAAGAUUUAUUAAUGUAACUCACAUGCAAUAAAAGUUAAGUUACGUAUACUA